AUGCCAAAAGACAAGAAGAAAGAAGAAGUAACGGAAGUUGAACAUGUCGACCGGAACAUUUCUUCGUUUUCGCAGAUUUCUCAUUUGAUCGAUGCUGAAAUCAUAACUCGCCUUUCUUUGAGUCACAAUAAGCUCACUGUUGUCCCUCCAAACAUUGCGGAUUUGAUCAGUCUUCAGUCUUUGAACUUGUGGAACAAUCAAAUCGAAGAGCUUCCUCCAUCGAUUUCUUCUCUUCCAAAACUUCGAAUUCUCAAUGUCGGAAUGAAUAAAUUGACCAAACUCCCAAAGGGAUUUGGAUCAUUUUCUGAAUUGGAAAUUCUCGAUUUGACCUACAACAACUUGAGUGAACGAUCUCUUCCAGGAAACUUCUUCUUCAUGCAAACUCUUCGGGCCUUGUAUUUGGGCGACAAUGACUUUGAAAUGCUCCCAGGAGACGUUGAGAAUCUAACAAACCUUCAAAUUCUGGUUCUUCGUGAGAACGAUUUGCUCACUUUGCCAAAAGAAUUGGGGAAGUUGACUCGUCUUCGUGAGCUCCAUAUUCAAGGAAAUCGUCUUGCAAUGAUUCCACCAGAACUCGGAAAUUUAGAAUUGGUUGGAUCGAAACAAGUACUCAGAUUGGAGCAUAAUCCCUUCAUUCCGAGAAUUCAGGAUCAAUUCGAUGAAAAUGGAGCUGCUGGAGUGUGGGCUCACAUCAGAACUGACGACUACAGAUACUUUUUCGGACGUCAAGAACCAUCCUCCACUCCAGUUCCACCAAAAAGAAAUAAGGAAAAGAAGGUUUCCAGAAAAGGAAUUCAACAAGCGUAA
This is a messenger RNA of Caenorhabditis remanei, 807 nucleotides long. RefSeq lists its product as uncharacterized. The transcript has 5 exons. Gene Ontology annotation, molecular function: protein binding. The record is from RefSeq and is a predicted model, not a curated record. NCBI's taxonomy places the organism in Eukaryota, Metazoa, Nematoda, Chromadorea, Rhabditida, Rhabditidae. Bases 1 to 807 code for a protein of 268 amino acids.